This is a messenger RNA of Helobdella robusta, 1149 nucleotides long. RefSeq lists its product as hypothetical. The record is from RefSeq and is a predicted model, not a curated record. Gene Ontology annotation, cellular component: nucleus; chromatin. Gene Ontology annotation, biological process: nucleosome assembly. NCBI's taxonomy places the organism in Eukaryota, Metazoa, Annelida, Clitellata, Rhynchobdellida, Glossiphoniidae. Bases 1 to 1149 code for a protein of 382 amino acids. The transcript is spliced from 8 exons. Gene Ontology annotation, molecular function: chromatin binding; histone binding.
AUGAGGGCUCUGAUGCAGCUCCAGUACAACGCUAACAAGCUCCACAUCGAGUUCCACCAGAAAGUUGUUGCCCUGAGGAGUAAGUAUGAAGCCAACCUGGAGUCUAUCUACCAGGCGCUCAACCAACACAGCAACAAUCGCAACUUCAACAACAAGCACCCCAACAACAGCAACAACGACAGCUACCUACCACCACCGCCACCAACAGCAACUACAACAACUUCAACACCCACUCAACAAAAUCAGCGCUCCAAAAUUAUGAGCAACACGAGCAACAACAACACCGGAAGUGGAGCAGGUCCGAUGUUAGUUGACGCAUCCGUUUCCGGCAUGGAGAUAAAAAUGAAGCAAGAUGGCGACUGUGAGGCGAAGAACAAAAACGCCAACAACUUUCGUUUCAUGAGUCAUCUAACAUGGCGUAACAUGAAGUUUGAAGCUAGAAGUUUUUCUCAUAAAAUUACUGUCCCGUCCUUCGACAGUCAGUCACCGCCACCGAAGAACCAGGCCAAGAACUUCAGAUCCGACACGGAAAUGUCCUCACUCUCCCAAACAAACACCAGUAAGAAUGUCCCUGCCUUCUGGUACCGCGUCUUCACAAACUCCAAAACCAUGCUCAGGGAGAUCCAGAUAGUUGACCAGCCCAUACUCUAUUGUUUGAAGAACGUCAAGGUCAAAACAGAUAUGUCCAACUUGCAGAACCAGAAAAAUUAUAGCUUCAUGCUGGAGUUUCAUUUCGACACGAACGACUACUUCACUAACUCCAUUCUGAGCAAGGAGUACUUCAUUCAGCUGCAGCCGGUCGGCGCGGACAAAAACUGUCAGAUUUAUUGGAAGCCAGGAAUGAACGUUACGGAGAUUGAAGUGAGAUCGUUGAAGAAUGACAAGAACAAGAAAGGUAAGAAGAUGGUAGUCAUGCAUUACAGUAAGGAAUCCUUCUUCAACUUUUUCUCCACACCGGAAUGUGGGUUUUCAUUUCAAAACGCCAAGCAACGCGAGGAGCUGGAGGCAGACUACGCACUGGGCUUGUACAUCAAGGAAAAGAUUGUUCCUAAAGCCAUUUCUUAUUUUCUGGGUGAAGUAUCAGACUCGAGCAGCAGUGAAUCAUCGGCGUCGACGGCUUCGAGCAGUACAGAGUCCUUGCUCCAAUGA